CAAUUACCAGCCCCAUCUCAGCGCAUCGUUGAUGCAGAUGCGGAUUUUGUUCCAACAUCUUCUCACGCAAUUGUUCAGAAGUUCAAUGUGCCACCGUAUGGCCACAGAAAACACUUUUUUCCCCGAAAUCCUGAAGAUUUUGGUGAUGGAGGCGCUUUUCCCGAGAUACAUAUGCCCCAGUAUCCCCUUGGAAUGGGCCAACAAAAGACUUCCUCUAAUGCUCUUGUUAUGAAGACGGAUAAGGAUGGUAAAGUGCGAUAUGACGAAAUAGUUCGCCAGGGACAUUCAAAGGAUCGAGUUGUGUAUUCGAAAUUUACUGAUCUUUUGCCUAAAACUAUUGAAGACGACGAUGAGGAAUUACGCAAACCUACUAAAGAAUCUGUUGAGGAAACAACCGAGAAAACUAAAAAGGCACUUGAUGCCUUGGUUGAGCAGAAAGUAACUGCUUCGUUGCCAGUCAGGAGAGCCGAACGAACUGCACCAGCGGAAUAUAUCAGUUAUACCCCUGCUCAACAAGGUCCCGCUUUUAAUAGUGGUGCUCAGCAACGCCUAGUUCGAAUGGUUGAAGCGCAGAGGGAUCCCAUGGAGCCUCCUCGAUUCAAAAUAAAUCAAAAAAUUCCUAGAGGACCACCUUCUCCUCCACCACCGCUUAUGCAUUCGCCAUCUCGAAAGGUGACUGCUAGGGAACAAGUAGAAUGGAAAAUUCCUCCUUGUAUCUCAAACUGGAAGAAUCCUCGUGGCUACACAAUUCCUCUUGACAAAAGAGUUGCGGCUGAUGGUCGUGGACUUCAAACUACCCACAUUAACGAAAAUUUCGCCAAGUUGGCUGAAGCGCUCUAUAUCGCCGAUAGGGAGGCUAGAAAGGCGGUCGAAUUACGAACUCAAAUUGAACGGAAAGUAGCUUCUAAGGUGCGUGAGAGGAAAGAAGAACAGCUUCAGAAAAUUGCCACGGAAGCACGGGCUGCUAGGGCUGGUAUUAGGCGCUCCGGCCAAGGAGUGGCUGAUGAUGAAGAAAGUGCAGAACUUGCCAGCAGAGAUGAAAUUCGUCGUGAGCGGGCGAGAGAAAGAGCUCAUGAAAGAAAUAUUAGUAGGGCUACUGGCGGGGAAGGCAAACUUCGAACUCAGCGUGAUAAGGAUCGUGAUAUCAGUGAACAGAUUGCCCUUGGUCUUCCCAAUCCCCGUGCAAACGCUAAUACAGAGAGCAUGUUUGAUCAAAGAUUAUUUAAUCAGUCUCGUGGUAUGGAUUCUGGAUUUGCUGGUGGCGAAGAUGAUCUUUAUAACAUUUACGACAAACCAUGGCGAGCGGAAUCUAAUUUGGGCAAUCACAUCUACCGUCCUAGGCAGACUGAUUCCGAUACUUAUGGGGCUAGUGAUUUGGCAGCGUCUUCUCGUCAGAGACAAUUUGUGCCUGAACGUGGUUUUGCUGGAGCAGAUAGAAACAGACAUCUUCAAGGGCCAGUGCAAUUUGAAAGAGGUGCAGAGGAUCCUUUCAACGUCAGCAACUUCUUGAUGGAGGCUAAAAAGGCUGAGAAACGCCCUGGAGAAUUAAUGGCCAACUCAAAUCGUGACACUACUUAUCGUAAACGUGAACGUCGAGACUAG
Rodentolepis nana is the source of this 1602-nucleotide messenger RNA. NCBI's taxonomy places the organism in Eukaryota, Metazoa, Platyhelminthes, Cestoda, Cyclophyllidea, Hymenolepididae. The record is from the annotation of a GenBank genome assembly.